Molecule: messenger RNA, 1933 nt
Organism: Cucumis sativus (cucumber)
Lineage: Eukaryota; Viridiplantae; Streptophyta; Magnoliopsida; Cucurbitales; Cucurbitaceae
Product: glycosyltransferase-like KOBITO 1
Exons: 11
Coding region: 137-1717 (526 amino acids)
Biological process (GO): response to abscisic acid; cellulose biosynthetic process
Source: RefSeq, a predicted model, not a curated record
UUAGAUUAAGACCUCAAAACUUUUCUUCAAAAGUUAUUUUUGGUUGAUAAUAGUUUUAUAAGUUAACCGAUAAUCAAUUUCCCGGCUAUCGGAAGAGUCAUUACCGGAAUUCCAAAGGAUCCUCGCCCGCGCGGCCAUGCCGAAUCCAAACGACACUCACUUGCAGACUCCACUUCGCCAUACUCAGCCCUCUUCCUCAUCCUCUACUUCCAGAGUCCUUCUUCUUUUAACCUUCCUCCCUCUCACUCUCGCAUCUCUUGCUUUCGUCCUCCAAUGGCGUGGCGGAAUCACUGACCCUGCCACUCGCUGGUCCCCGCCGGGAUCUUACCAGUUCCCCGGCAUGGAAGCCUCCCCACUCUCCCCGAUUUCGCGCCACUCCACGCCUUCUGCCUCUGAUUGUCUCAAUCUCGGUCGGAGUGUUUCGCCCUCGUUCCCGUACUAUCACGACUCGAAGUUCGAUCGCGGAUCAAAUUUGAAGCCUAAGAUAUGCAUUACAACAAGUACAUCAGCAGGAUUAGAGCAAAUCUUGCCUUGGAUGUUCUAUCACAAGGUCAUUGGGGUUACAACCUUCCUACUUUUUGUGGAGGGAAAAGCUGCAUCUCCUGAUGUGGUUAGAGUUUUGGAGUCAAUUAAUGGAGUGAGGUUGAUAUUCAGAACAAAAGAGUUAGAGGAGCAGCAGGCAAAAAGUCGGAUCUGGAAUGAAACAUGGCUUUCUGGUUUCUUUUACAAACCUUGCAAUUACGAACUAUUUGUGAAGCAAUCUCUCAAUAUGGAGAUGGCCAUCAAUAUGGCAAGGGAUGCUGGGAUGGAUUGGAUAAUUCAUCUUGAUACUGAUGAGUUGAUACAUCCAGCCGGUGCUCAGGAGUACUCCCUGAGGCAAUUGUUGCUUGACGUGCCUGGAAAUGUUGAUAUGGUUAUUUUUCCUAACUAUGAAAGCAGUGUUGAAAGAGAUGAUAUAAAGGAACCUUUUACCGAGGUCUCGAUGUUCAAGAAAAAUUUUGACCACCUGCCCAAGGAUACAUAUUUUGGCAUGUACAAAGAAUCAACUCGUGGUAACCCAAAUUACUUUUUGACUUAUGGAAAUGGGAAAUCGGCUGCUCGAGUUCAAGAUCAUCUUCGUCCGAAUGGUGCACAUAGAUGGCAUAAUUACAUGAAAACCCCCAAUGAGAUUAAAUUGGAGGAAGCUGCCGUAUUACACUAUACAUAUGCAAAAUUUUCUGAUUUGACUUCUAGACGUGACCGCUGUGGCUGUAAACCUACCAAAGAUGAUGUUAAAAGAUGCUUCAUGUUGGAAUUUGAUAGAGUUGCAUUCAUAGUUGCUUCUACUGCAACCCAGGAAGAAAUGAGGAACUGGUAUCGUGAACACGUAGUGUGGGGUGACAAAGACGUAAAAGUCAAGUUGUUGAAGAAGGGUAUUUUAACACGAAUCAAUGCUCCUAUGGUGAUCAUACAGGGGUUGAGGGAGAGUGGCAUCUUCGAUUCUGUUAUUGCAUCUGCUUCUGCAACUCAAUCAAAGGAUAAAUUUUUGUCAUCCAUCACUACCAGUAACUCAAGCAAAGCCGUUGCUUCUCAAUCUCUUCCAUCUAGGAAGCUAGGCGGAAGUAAAAACUACCAAGCAACUGCAAGGAAGGCCCUGAAAAUUGACGCCAAUGAGUGGAAUGAAUAUGCUGUCCCACCGCAAUCUCCUCCAGGAAUAGAGACUUCGAAACAACUCUAAACCUGGUUGGCGGUAUACACGUGAUUCUUGUGGAAAAACAACCGUCAUUACUUGGUCUCUGGUUUGUGGUGUGGAUUGUCUUCUUACUUUCCUUCAUGCAUUACAACACCUUAGCUACCAAGAGAUGUUAGGAGUGAAAAGAACAGCAGAUAAAAACUAUUCUUCAUUGUAUAAUACAUUGUGCCAGUUAUAAAAUCAUGCAAUUGAUUUGGUGUA